Messenger RNA from Aspergillus novofumigatus IBT 16806, 737 nucleotides. RefSeq lists its product as uncharacterized. Lineage: Eukaryota; Fungi; Ascomycota; Eurotiomycetes; Eurotiales; Aspergillaceae. The transcript has a single exon. The record is from RefSeq and is a predicted model, not a curated record. The coding region runs from base 161 to 331 and encodes 56 amino acids.
CGACUCUUCAGGAAAUAAAAUAAAACGCACCGUCCCGUCCCGCUCAUCUCAAGCCCAGUGUCACCUCGCUCACCUCCUCCCUCGUCAGUACUGACCCAAAGUCAUAUCGCUUAGCAUAUACACAAACACAACCAGCACACUCUCACUCAACAUAUUCAACAUGUUCAACCACAACCCCUUCAGCUCCGAAAAGGAACAGCGCCAGCAACCCACCUGGGACCCCAACACCCUUGCCAUGACACAGCCAUCUACCCCUGCGGCACCAACCCAGCUCGUCUCCCAGCAGCUGGUAUACCUCAUCCAUACUCCCCUAUCAAUUAACACAGUAUGAGCUUACGCUUGCCCUGUCGUCUAGCCCGCACAAGAACAAAUGAACAUGAGACUACGUGGUGGUGGUGAGAAGGAGGAUAUUUGCUGUGGAGUGUAGGUUUUUUCCUUUCCUUUUCUGUACUGUACUGUGAUGAGGUGGUGGAGCUGAUGAGUGAAGGUGUGCGGGUCUGGCCUGUUUCGAGUGUUGCGAGUGUUGCUGUUAGUGGAUUACCAGGGAUAUACCGUGUUGAUAAUGGUUGGAUGGUGGAUUACAUAAACAUAAUGAUGAUUGAUGCAGCGUUCUCUUGAAUGAAGGCUGGCUAUGGCUUCUGGGUUUGAUAUGCUUAGUUGUCAUGCAGAACUGGUAUCAUUGAUAUUGGCUAUGUAUAUACAUAAGCAAAUACACUGCGAAUCCCACCACAGAAAUC